Penicillium riverlandense is the source of this 465-nucleotide messenger RNA. RefSeq lists its product as uncharacterized. Bases 1 to 465 code for a protein of 154 amino acids. NCBI's taxonomy places the organism in Eukaryota, Fungi, Ascomycota, Eurotiomycetes, Eurotiales, Aspergillaceae. The transcript has a single exon. The record is from RefSeq and is a predicted model, not a curated record.
AUGCGAACCCAACGGUCUAUAUCUCCUCCUCCUGGACCGCGGCGACACCUACCUGUUUCAUUGGCAACUCUACCUCUCGACGAGCCGUCACGAGGGCAAAACCUUCCACAUAAACAACGAAGCAGGCCCAACAGCUUGGGAAUUCGAGUCCUGCCAAACAAGGGAGCUACCCAGCUGCCGCAAUCUACUGCUAGCGCUGCAGGUAGGCGUAUUAGAGCCGAUGCUACACGCCGCGAUGGGGGAGAGACUGAAACAGGUACCGCUGACGCUGUACUCGAUGCGGUAUCGGGAAUAUCUCACGUGUCGGAUUUGGAUGAAGGAGGCACUGUUCACACGCUGGAUGAUGAGGGCUAUAUCACGCUGAAGAAGAGUGUCAAGGAUAUUGAGGAGGAGGCCAAGUAUCUUGCUAUGCUGAACAAGAGUAAAAACGAGAGGACGGUUACCAAGUCUAAGGGGUGUAUGUAA